Lotus japonicus is the source of this 1678-nucleotide messenger RNA. Its product is annotated as probable sodium/metabolite cotransporter BASS5, chloroplastic. The transcript has 7 exons. Lineage: Eukaryota; Viridiplantae; Streptophyta; Magnoliopsida; Fabales; Fabaceae. Bases 30 to 1304 code for a protein of 424 amino acids. The record is from RefSeq and is a predicted model, not a curated record. Gene Ontology annotation, cellular component: membrane.
CAUUUCUUGAGUUUGAUACGUUUUCAAAUAUGAAUUCAAUGAAGCAGUUGCAAAAUGUUAAUUGCCCGCCGCAUCAGGGUCUCUCAUCUCUCUUCCUCCUUCAUCCAAAAUCCCCAAGUUCAGUGCGAUGCAGCAGCAGGUACAACGCCACCUCUUCUCCGUCCUCGAUUCGUUUCCGUUCAACCUUCUCCAUCCACCGUAAAUACACUCUUUUCGCCCCAUUUCCAUUUCCAUGCGCAUCACUGAACUCUUCGGAUUCCCUUACACCCGAUCCGGAUCCGAUUCACUCACACGACCCGAUCCAGACGGUGAAGCAAAAUUCAGUGCCUAUUUUGGAGAUUCUGAAGCAAUCAAAUUCAUUUCUGCCUCAUGUACUCAUUGCUACUACACUGCUAGCUCUGAUCUUCCCACCUUCUUUAACAUGGUUUACCACCAGAUACUAUGCACCUGCACUUGGGUUUUUGAUGUUUGCUGUAGGGGUUAAUUCAAGUGAAAAGGACUUUCUUGAGGCAUUUAACAGGCCAGCAGAAAUUGUGACUGGUUAUGUUGGCCAGUUUGUUGUGAAACCUCUUCUUGGAUAUCUGUUCUAUUUAAUUUCAGUAAAUGUAUUUGGUCUACCAACAGCUAUAGGCGCUGGGAUUGUGUUGGUGGCUUGUGUUAGCGGAGCCCAACUCUCGAAUUAUGCUACUUUUCUAACAGACCCACAAAUGGCACCAUUAAGCAUAGUUAUGACAUCACUGUCCACUGCUUCUGCUGUUUUUGUCACGCCGCUCUUACUACUAUUGCUCAUUGGGAAGAGACUACCUGUAGAUGUAAAAGGAAUGGUGUUUAGCAUUACACAGAUUGUGGUGGCACCUAUUGCAGUAGGCCUCCUUCUAAAUCGCUUCUUUCCUCGUAUUUGCCAGGCUAUUAGACCGUUUUUGCCUCCUCUAUCGGUAUUGGUGGCAUCUAUCUGUGCUGGAGCUCCACUCGCUCUUAACAUUGAGUCAAUUAAAUCCCCCUUAGGAGUUACUCUCUUGUUGCUUGUUGUUGCGUUUCAUUUGUCAUCUUUUAUAGCUGGUUAUGUCCUAAGUGGAUUUAUCUUUCAUGAUGCUCCUGAUGUGAAAGCAUUGCAGCGAACAAUUUCCUUCGAGACAGGAAUGCAAAGUAGCCUUCUUGCCCUGGCUCUCGCUAAUAAGUUCUUUGAAGAUCCAGUAGUGAGCAUACCUCCUGCGAUUUCUACUGCAAUGAUGUCGUUGACGGGGUUCGGUCUUGUUCUGAUUUGGAGCAAAAGAGGAAAGGGCGAGACAAAACAAAGCACCUGAAAGGUAUGGCUUUAGAUGUAUAUAGUGCUCUCGCCCAUAGCGAUCACUAUAGUACUGCUGAAGCUAUCCUAAGGAUCAACAACUGGCAGAAGAGUAAUAUCACGUCAUCUGUUGAUGUUGAAGUGAUUUUAUUUUUUUAUAAUUUUAAGAACCUCACAAGCGGGUUAGUGAUCAACAAAACCAUCAUUAGUGACGUGAGUUUUUCUUCUUCUAGUUAUUGAACCCAUGGUUGCUAAAGUAAAACCAAGGAUUAAUUGUGUGUUUGAAUUAGUUUACAGAAACUAGUGUGUUAAAUAAGUUUGAAAACCAAGUUUUGCUAAAGUGGUUACAGAAAUAUGAUUUAUGUUUAAAUUUGAUAAAAUUGAUCUUGUUUA